AUGAAACCUCGUCCAAGUAUUUCUUUUUUAGUUUUAUUUAUUGCUGUCAUUUUCAGCAUUAUAGUUUUUGUACCACUUAUUGAAGGAAAAACAGUAUGGAUCCAAAACAAAUUGGUCGUAGGUACUAUUGCUGAGGCUGUUGCUUUCGAUGAAGAUAUUGAAUAUGAUCGACAGCAAAGUGUUGCUCACCACGGUUUCAGUUUGACAGUACCUGAUAAUUCUACCCAAUUUUGGGUCGUCUUCUCCGUUGUUGGUACAAUUGAAGAUGAGAAAAAACGUGGACCAUUCGAUAAUACUCAAGAUAUCUGUUGGCAUUUUCAUGGUUCCCUUGAUGCAUGGACUGUAAAUCCUUGUUCUUAA
Dentiscutata heterogama is the source of this 360-nucleotide messenger RNA. The record is from the annotation of a GenBank genome assembly. NCBI's taxonomy places the organism in Eukaryota, Fungi, Glomeromycota, Glomeromycetes, Diversisporales, Gigasporaceae.